GAUCCUUCAGUCUCCAGACACUGUCAGACCUGCUCAUAAGUCACAGCGUCCGCGCUCCUUCCGCUGGUCAGAAUGUUCUGGAACUCGAACCCACAAUGCACCGCGUAGCGACGGCCGCUAGGAAUUGUGGGAAGCUGUGACAACGGACUGGAGAGUGUAGUGUUGUAAUGGCAGCAGCACUAAAUGAAAGCCACCGACGAUUCCUGCAGACUAUGAUGUCUCAAGGAAUUCUAGAAGGUUCGAUGGUGAGAAAAUUACACAAACACUGCUGUGAAACACACAAAGUGCAUUACAAACAUGACCAGUUGGAUGAGUUUAUCAAAAAUAUCAACACCCAUCUACAGCCUCUCUUCAUGGAGAUCAGGAAGGGGAUGAGUGAGGAUGAUGGACAACAGUAUUAUACUCUGAUUAACCUUGCAGAGACAGAGAUCACCAGGAUGGCAUUUGAUUACACAGAAACUGAGUUGGAACUGUUCAAGAAAACUAUGGACUUAGUUUUGGAGUCAGAAAAUGGCAUGGUCUCUUCUACAGACAUUCUAAAUCUGGCUGAUCAACUACAACCCAAAAAAAUGAAGAAGAAAGAAGUGGAACAAGUGCUGCAACGAUUUGUGCAGGAAAAGUGGCUUUGUGAGAAUGAUGGUGAGUACAUUCUGAGCACUCGCUGCAUUAUGGAACUGGAACAAUACAUUCGCAAUAUGUAUCAGGACCUAGUGAAGGAGUGCAACAUCUGUCACAACAUUACUAUUCAGGUAUUGUUGUCUCCCCUACUCAUGUUCCAGCAGAAAUGGUGAUUGUGGGUGGAGAAGUGUUCCAUGCUGAUGCUUUGUCCUUGCUCUUGAGGUAGAGGGGGUGAAUCAGAAUUUUCGUUCUGCUAGAGUCUGUUCCCCGUUUGUACCAAUUUAAUUUAGGAUAGUUUUUGGAGAGGGUAGUUGUACAACAGUAACCAAAAGAGCAGCAGUUCUCAAACAUCCAAUUGUUACCUGAACUGCUGCUCUGCGGCAGUAGGGGCAACUCCAGAGAAAAGGUUGGUGGGAUAACCUUGGACUUUUUGGAUUGAUGCUGCUAAACAGCAGCUGGUGGUCCAAUAUCCUGUCAGUCAUCAACCAUUUAUAGCAGUGAAUGCUGUGUACACCCAGGAUAUCUGU
Molecule: messenger RNA, 1145 nt
Organism: Chiloscyllium plagiosum (whitespotted bambooshark)
Lineage: Eukaryota; Metazoa; Chordata; Chondrichthyes; Orectolobiformes; Hemiscylliidae
Source: RefSeq, a predicted model, not a curated record